Punica granatum (pomegranate) is the source of this 1955-nucleotide messenger RNA. The record is from RefSeq and is a predicted model, not a curated record. Lineage: Eukaryota; Viridiplantae; Streptophyta; Magnoliopsida; Myrtales; Lythraceae.
CAUAGAGGUACAUAUAAUGCAUCUUUAACAAUAUGCAUGUGCAGGGCAAAAUUGUUUCAACAUAUACAUAUAGCAGAAAACCAUCAGGGAGAUCAUAUGGAGGGCAUCAAUAAGAAGAACAAGAAGAUCGGAAUCAUUGGGGCGGGCAUAAGCGGCCUACUGGCCUGCAAGUACGCCCUCUCGAAGGGCUACACCCCCCUCGUGUUCGAGUCCCAGAGCACUAUCGGGGGCGUGUGGACCACGCCGCUGGAGACCACACUUCUCCAGACGCCCCGAGAGCUGUUCCAGUUUUCGGAUUUCCCGUGGCCUGCAGAGGUCACUGAGGAUUUCCCGAUCCACUACCAGGUCAUGGGCUACAUCCGAUCCUACGCGGACCGGUUCAGGCUCAUCGAGCACGUGCGGUUCAACUCCAAGGUUGUGCAAAUCGAAUAUAGAGCUGCUGCCGGAGGAGAAGAGGAGAUGGAAGGAUGGCACUAUUGGGGUGGGAGUGGCGAGGCUUUUGGCCCUUCAGGCAAUUGGGAGCUCACUGUGGAGGACACUGUUAGUCACACGACCGAGGUGCACGAAGUGGACUUUGUGAUCCUUGCAAUUGGGAGAUUUAGCGACGUGCCGAACUUCCCGGAAUUCCCACCGGGAAAGGGGCCAGAGGCUUUCCGUGGAGAGGUUGUUCAUUCUAUGGACUAUGCCGCCAUGGAUUUCGGAAGCGCUGCUGCUUUUGUCAAGGGCCGCCGGGUCGCCAUCGUCGGAUUCCAGAAGUCAGCACUUGAUAUAGCUGCGGAGUGCUCAGCUGCCAACGGUGCGGCGCUCCCAUGCACGGUUGUGUACAGAACAGAGCAUUGGAACGUACCGGCCUACAUGCCGUGGGGAGUGCCCUUAGCUCUCCUUUAUCUCAAUCGCUUCUCCGAGUUUCUUCUCCACAAACCGGGGGAAGGGCCCCUCCAAAGUCUGUUGUCGACAGCUCUGUACCCUGUGAGAUUGGGUAUCUCCAAGUUCGUGGAGAGUUACAUCAGAUGGAAGCAUCCCCUGGCGAAGUUUGGGAUGGUGCCGAAGCACAACUUCCUCCAGCAGAUAAGCUCGUGUCUAAUCUCGACUGUGCCCAAGAAGUUUUACGACAGGGUGGAGGAAGGGAGCAUCAAGCUACAGAAGUCUCAGAACAUAGCAUUCUGCAGCGAAGGCAUUCUUCUCGAUGGCGAGAGCUCACCCCUUGAGAUGGAUCUCGUGAUAUUUGCUACCGGAUUCAGAGGCGACGUGAAGCUCCGGAAGAUUUUUAAGUCACCGAGGUUUGCCAAGUGCAUCGCUGGGCAGGAUGAUGCUUCAGUUCCUCUCUACAGGCAGUGCAUUCACCCAAGGAUCCCCCAACUGGCAGUACUCGGGUUCUCCGAGAGCGUCUCGAACCUGUACACCUCCGAAAUACGGUGCCGGUGGCUGUUCGAGCUGCUUGAUGGCACAUUCAAGCUCCCGAGCAUCAAGGAGAUGGAGAAGGACAUCGAGGAUUGGGACAGUUUCAUGAAGAGGUACUCUGGCAAGUACUACCGCAGGUCAUGCAUCGGUGCCCUUCACAUAUGGUACAAUGACCAGCUCUGCAAGGACAUGGGAUGGAACCCCAGAAGGAAGAAGGGGUUCUUCGCCGAGCUGUUUGAGCCCUAUGGUCCCUUGGACUACGCGUCCCCCUAACUUCGUUGAGAAAAUGAAUUCCCGGAUUAAUGAUCGGCAAGCGGAGGAACCAUUGGACCAGAUGCAACGGAAGUUAAUUCCCAUAGUCACAUUUUUAACUUCUCUUGGUCGCAUCUUUCCUUUGUUCUGAAUCAAGAUAGAAGUUGGACAUUUGGACCGCAAACAAUAUCAUAACCAUGAUCUGUACAAAUGCAUGUAGUUGAGAUCUCUUAGUAUGUUGAUCCAGAAAAAUUAUGAAUUCGAGCAAAAUGCCAUCAAUGUCACUAGCCUUCUUACAGUUA